Messenger RNA from Passer domesticus (house sparrow), 2692 nucleotides. RefSeq names its product XK related 9 (gene XKR9). The coding region runs from base 1068 to 2312 and encodes 414 amino acids. Gene Ontology annotation, biological process: apoptotic process involved in development; engulfment of apoptotic cell; phosphatidylserine exposure on apoptotic cell surface. The transcript is spliced from 5 exons. Gene Ontology annotation, cellular component: plasma membrane. NCBI's taxonomy places the organism in Eukaryota, Metazoa, Chordata, Aves, Passeriformes, Passeridae. The record is from RefSeq and is a predicted model, not a curated record.
AGUGGGCACAAACUGGAACACAGGAUGGUCACUCUGAGCAUCAGGAAACACUGUCACUGUGUGGGUGACCAAGAGCUGGCAGUGGGUCCAGGGAGCUUGUGGAGUUUGCAUCCUUGAUGAUGCUCAGAACUCAUCUGGGCACCUGGGUCUGGGUGGCCCUGCUUGAGCUGGGGGCUUCAAACAUAAACUCCGGUGGUCCCUCCCUGGCUCAGCCAUUCUGUGAUUUUGUGAAAUUGUGUCACUGUCAUCCAAGUAGAAAUAAUGUGUUUGCAAGCAGCAUUCAUUGUAGAUCCUGAGAGGUGCUGAGAUUUACCUGUUUAGCUUUGUGGCAACUCCUCUGAAACCCCCGAUUAAUUGCCUUUCAAGUGACAUUGUUAAAAAAAUAGGGCAGAUUUGUUCUCUCCUUAAACUAUAUAUACAUGGAAAAUAAACAUAAUUUAACCCAAAAUAAAAGUCGGUAAUAUUACUGCAGGUAACUUUACUAAUAUUAGAAUUUCAAAUACUAUCUGAUUGUUUUAUUCUUACAUAGAAUCUCAUAUGGUACCUGUUACAAGGUCAUCGUAGCAAUACAAAGCCACAGCCAGAAAUUGUAUCACUGAUGCUGAUAAUUCCUAUACUUAGGCCUUCAAGCCAAUUUACUUGAUUUAUCUGAAAAUCUUUACUUAUUUGAGAUAACCAUUUACUUAUCUGAGAUAUAAAACCACUACAUUUUUACACUAUUUUUUGAUUUUCAUGCUCUUUAAAGCAUGAAAUACAGACAACAGAAGGGAUGUUUCAGGUUAAAGGAAAGAAGCUUCUAUGUGUGCAGGUAUGGAUGGGAAAGCCAUGAAUAUGGAAAUCUACAGCUUUUGAAGUGAAAAAGACCUCUAUCCAUGGCCAGUACUAAGGAAUCAAUAGAUUCAUGAAGAACGACUCCAUCAAUUAAAAAGACAACUUACAUUUAUCUUUUCCAGAAUAGAUGUGUAUUUUAGAAGUUAAUUUAAUAUUUAAAUCAAGAGCAUGGAAAAAUGCAAGUCUCUUUGCCAUAAUAAAAAUGGAUAACCCAACUUUCCUUUGUACGAAGCAAUAUGAGAAGGUGCUAUUGUCAGGAACAAGACUCCAUUGUAGGAAAGCAUUUAGAUUCCUUUACAUUAAGUGAGGAGAGAAUGACAACAGUGGCAGUUUCACACAUGAUGAAAUUUACUAAGCAGAAUUUAUUUUUUUUAGUUGGUGGAAUGAUGAUAUAUGUAGUUGAUAUUGGAGUGGACUUCUGGGUAGCUAGUAGAUAUUUCUGUCAAGGACAAUAUUCCUGGAGUAUAUUGAUACUGUGUUUUAGAGGUUUUUCAUCAAUAAUAACUCAGAUAUUUAGUUAUGCAUGGUUUAAAAACGACUGGGAAGGUACUGAUACUGGGAAGCUGAAACUGGUUUUUCUAGUUCAUCUCUUUCAUUGUGGAAUUUUUAUAAGGUAUUGGUUUGCUUUGAAAUAUGGCUGCCAAGCUGCAUUUAAACAAUCAAGUAUCAGAGGUGCAACAGAAGCAGACCCUUCCAACUUCAUUCAAAAACAAGCUAUUGAUGCAGUGACUGAUAUUAACAUGCUCAGGGUGUUCAAGACUUUUCUCGAGACCACACCACAACUUUUCCUUCAGAUUUACAUCCUCAUGGAACAUGGCAAAACUCAUUUCUAUCAAUAUGCUGCCAUUAUGAUGUCUUUUUGUGGUAUCUCCUUUUCAAUGGUUGAUUAUCAGAUAUCACUACGAAAAUCUCUGCCUGAAAAAGAUGAAUUUCAUGUGCUUUCCAAGUUCAUGUAUCUCUUCUAUAAAUUGCUUACCAUCACUUCUUGGAUACUCAGUAUUUCAUUGAUUACUUUACUCAGUGUCAGAAUUUCUGUAAUUGUGCUGAUAUUUCUUUGGAUCUGUGGCUUCACUUGGACUUUGAAACAGCAUACAACAUUUUGCACGUCUAAAAAUAUGGAAUAUCUGUACAGAACUGUAGUUGGAAUCAUUCUAAUUUUUUCAUUUUUUAACGUAAAGGGGAGAAGAACAAAAGUUUGCAUUUCUAUUUAUUAUGCUACUCACACUGUGGUGACACUAGGUAUUUUGUUUGUAUAUAUGUUCUGGAAACCUUUCAUUAUCAAAGAAAUACGUUUUACAAUUGUAAGCAUCUUAACUAUUUUGAGUCUGGUGUUAGGUAUUAUUUUUCUUGCUGUUUAUUACAACCAUUUUCAUCCCACUACUUAUUGCAGACCUCAGGCAUAUUCAGAUGAAGUUGAUGGAGUGGCAGGGCAAAAAGUAAGAGUGAAAACUGGUAGAUUUCAGAAUUUCUUAAUGCAAUGAACAUUACAAGUUUUGGUGGGUUUUUUUGUUUUGUUCUGAUUUUUUUUUUUUUUUUUUGGUUUGGUUUGGUUAUUUUUGUGGCCUUAAUAGCAAAUUCUUGCUGGACAGUGUGUUUCUCUGUCAUUGUUACUUACGAAUCAUCACUGAGGAGUACAUAGUGGACCAGAGUUGUUGGCUUUGGAUAACUAUUUGUUUUCCACGAUACAAAGACUCUGUAACAUGAACAUUAUGUGCUGGUGAAAGUUAUUUUGUCAAAGAAUAGUUUGUCAAAGAAAUGAUUUAAUCUAUUCAUCCAAAACAAUUCACAGUUUUAGUUUUUUAACAAUGCAAAUGUAAAAUAGGAAAAACUAAGAGUUAACUAACUGAAAUAUAGCAUCAAA